This is a messenger RNA of Phaethon lepturus (White-tailed tropicbird), 891 nucleotides long. RefSeq names its product glutamate receptor ionotropic, NMDA 2B-like. The annotation marks the transcript as partial. The transcript has 5 exons. The record is from RefSeq and is a predicted model, not a curated record. NCBI's taxonomy places the organism in Eukaryota, Metazoa, Chordata, Aves, Phaethontiformes, Phaethontidae. Gene Ontology annotation, molecular function: transmitter-gated monoatomic ion channel activity involved in regulation of postsynaptic membrane potential; NMDA glutamate receptor activity. Gene Ontology annotation, biological process: excitatory postsynaptic potential; long-term synaptic potentiation; monoatomic ion transport. Gene Ontology annotation, cellular component: postsynaptic membrane; plasma membrane; NMDA selective glutamate receptor complex.
GUGGGCAAAUGGAAGGAAAAAAAGUUGCAGAUGAAGUAUUAUGUGUGGCCCCGCUUUGAGCUGUAUCCCGACUCUGAGGAACGUGAAGAUGAUCACCUGAGUAUUGUGACCUUGGAAGAGGCACCGUUCGUCAUUGUGGAGAAUGUGGACCCUCUAAGUGGCACCUGCAUGAGGAACACAGUCCCGUGCCAAAAACGCAUAGUGACCGAGAACAAAACUGAUGAGGAGCCAGAUUACAUGAAGAAAUGUUGCAAGGGGUUUUGCAUUGACAUCCUCAAGAAAAUCUCAAAGUCUGUCAAGUUCACCUAUGACCUCUACUUGGUGACUAACGGCAAGCAUGGGAAAAAGAUCAAUGGGACGUGGAAUGGAAUGAUUGGAGAGGUUGUCACCAAACGGGCCUAUAUGGCUGUGGGAUCCCUCACCAUUAAUGAGGAACGUUCAGAAGUGGUGGAUUUCUCUGUGCCCUUCAUUGAGACGGGAAUCAGCGUCAUGGUGUCACGUAGCAAUGGAACUGUCUCACCUUCUGCCUUCUUAGAGCCCUUCAGUGCUGACGUAUGGGUGAUGAUGUUUGUGAUGCUGCUUAUCAUCUCUGCGGUGGCCGUCUUUGUCUUUGAGUACUUCAGCCCUGUGGGCUAUAAUCGGUGCCUUGCUGAUGGCAGAGAGCCCGGAGGUCCCUCUUUCACCAUUGGCAAAGCUAUCUGGUUGCUGUGGGGGCUGGUGUUCAACAACUCUGUGCCAGUGCAGAAUCCCAAGGGUACCACUAGCAAGAUCAUGGUGUCGGUGUGGGCCUUCUUUGCUGUCAUCUUUCUGGCCAGCUACACUGCCAACCUGGCUGCCUUCAUGAUCCAAGAGGAAUACGUGGACCAGGUGUCUGGCUUGAGCGACAAAAAG